Pseudomassariella vexata is the source of this 477-nucleotide messenger RNA. RefSeq lists its product as uncharacterized. The record is from RefSeq and is a predicted model, not a curated record. The coding region runs from base 1 to 477 and encodes 158 amino acids. The transcript has 3 exons. NCBI's taxonomy places the organism in Eukaryota, Fungi, Ascomycota, Sordariomycetes, Amphisphaeriales, Pseudomassariaceae.
AUGCAGAUCACCAACCUUCUCACUCUGGCCCUGGCCACUGGCCUGGUUUCAGCCGGAUGCUUCACGCAUGGCACUGAAUGGGCCAUCGGCAGUAUGCAGGCAAUGAAGCUGGCCACGAAGUUCUGCGAGCGCGUCCAGUUGAAGGCAGUCGAAGGCAACAAGCCAAUCGAGUACUGUUACAACAUGGAAUCUCAUGGCUGGCUGGCUCACGUCAAGUUCGCUGUUGGCCAUGGCGGCGAGAAAUUCGAAAAGGUGCCUGAGGAAUGCAUCACCAGAAUGGAGAAUUCCAUCAAGGACUGCAAGCACGGUGGUGGUUAUGAGGAUGAAAAUGGCUGGUGGUUUAUUGCCAAUCCUAGCAAGGGCGUGUGCGUCUACGGGGGUCGUCAAUACGGGGACCAUAACACGACGCAUAGCCACCACCAAACUGAACUGAAUAGGAGAUUGGGGUCAGUUGCAGCCACAAAUAGCAAUCUUUGA